AUGAUAACCAUUUUACUCUUGAUUAUUGCAAAUGUGAAAUCUUAGUCCUAAACUUUUUGUUCUGAAGGCUGUAAGAUCUUUACAGAUGCUACUGAAUGUGAUUAACUUAGACCCUUAUGUUCUUGGAGACAGGAAACCAAAACUUGCAUUAAAGGAUAUAUUAAGCCAUAAAUAAAUAUCUAUCCGUCUUAAAUCACUCAAUUCUGUUCAUAGAAUAAGGAUUAAUGUUCAAUAACCUAUGGUUGUUCAUAUUACAAUAAUAUUUGUACCAGAUUUUUAGGGUGUGAUGCUUAUCAGUCAUAUUCCGAGGAAGAUUGUUUGAAUAUAUCCUAUCUUUGUAUUUGGGAUAAUACGAAACAAGGAUGUGUUCGUAGUCCUGACUAUGACUCUAAGGGUGGCUUAAUUAAUCAAAGAGCAUGUAGUGCGGCUGGUUUGGCUUGGCGAAGUAAAGAAGGAUGUCCUAAAUAUUCGAGCCAAUGCAUUUUUAAUGGAAUAUUUUGCGUAGAAGCUUUAGGAAGUUGUAGUCAAUAUUAAACAACAAAAGAGAAUUGCCAGAAGUUAAUUGGAGGAGAUGGAUAGUGUACGUAAUCUGAUAGUGCAACAAAUUGCAUGGCUAAAACAUGUGGAAUGUACUAAACUAGUUAAUGCAAAUCUUAUCGAUCAGAUUGUUUUCUUGAUAGAAAUAGUCUAUGUCAAUAGAAAUAAAGAUGUGUAUCCAGUAAUGCCACUAAGAAAUCAUAAUGUUAAAAUAAAAUAGAAUAAGAUUGUUAUUUUGAUGGCAAGAGUUGCACACUAGUUCCAUUAUAAUACUGUUCUGAAUAUUCAAAAUCUUAAUGCAAAGGCUCAGUGGGAAAGGAUGGAAUUUGCAUAUUAGAAAAGGAUCAAUGCGUUAAAUUAGAUUGUUAAAAUGAUAAAAAUUAAUAAUAAUAUCGUGAUUUGGAAUUAUAUGAGGAUUAUUGUCAAAGUAUAAAUGUAUGUGAACAAAAGAAUGAAGGUUGUUAUCAAAUAGGCUAGGAAGGCUGUAAAAAUAUUAUGAAAAUAUCUACCGAUUGUCUUUGUUACAAAUGUAUUGUCAAUAAAUAGGAAUGUCUAUUUGCUAGUACUCAAUUAGAAUGUGUGUAGAAUUAGUAAUCAACUUCUACUAUUCCCUGUUAUUGGAAUGAAGAUAAGAAUUAUUGUCAAUUUGCUACUAGAUGUUCAUAAUUAUCAAAUCAAUCUUCCUGUUUGUAAUUGAAACCAUCUUGUGUAUAUCGUAAUAAUAAUUGUGUGGAUCUAAUAGAUUUAGACUGUCCUUAAAUUUAUAAUGAUAAGAAUGGAGAUUAGAUUUUGCAGAAAUAUUGUUUAUAAAAUCGUGGUUGUGCCAUUUUUAAUAGCAAAUGCAUAACUCUAUUUCUCAGUUGUGACAAUUAUACAAGUGAGGCCACUUGUUACAAAGAUAUUUUAAAUCAACCAUGUGUUUGGAAUUAUAAAACAAGUAAAUGUCUAAAUUACAAGGAGAGAUAGGGAUUACUCUAAAUAGAAUGUGAAUUAAUGAGUGACUAUUACAUAUAUCAAGAUGGCACUUGUCAAAUGAAAAAAAGCUGUGUUUUCUUAAAUGAAACAUAAAUUGGUUUAGAAGGGAGUUGCGCUCAAUAUAAAUUAGAUUAAAUUAAGUCUUCUAUUACUGCUUGUUCUGAACUUGAUGACAACUUAUGCUUAUAGUUCGAUAAUAUUUGUAAGAAGGUGAAGAUAAAUGAUACUAAAAAUAGUUGUUAAAAUCUAGAGUGUAGGGAUUUGACUUCAACCCAAUGCAAACCUAUUAAAGGGUUCAAAUUGUAGGACUACAAAUAUUGUAGACUAUUUGGAGAUAUCUGUUUAGAAGUCUUGCCUACAAAUCAAAAAGAUUGCUUGUUGUAUAGUGCAGGAUCUAAAUUCUUUCAUGACAAAUAUUGUGUAUCUUGCAAGAGAAACGAUGAAUGCAAAAUCCAAUAAAUUUAUUCUCUAUAAGUACCCACAAAUGAAAACUUCUAAUCCAAAUUAUCGAUUAUAAUGAUUAUCUUUUAUAUUUUAAUAAUAUAAUGA
Molecule: messenger RNA, 2061 nt
Organism: Paramecium tetraurelia
Lineage: Eukaryota; Ciliophora; Oligohymenophorea; Peniculida; Parameciidae
Exons: 1
Source: RefSeq, a predicted model, not a curated record